AUGCGGGAAUUGAAGAUGCUUCGGACUCUGAAACAGGAGAACAUUGUAGAGCUUCGAGAAGCCUUCAAGCGCAAAGGAAAACUUUAUCUUGUGUUUGAGUAUGUAGACAAGAAUAUGCUGGAGCUGUUGGAACUGCACCAGAACGGUGUUCAGUUUGAAAAAGUUCGAAGCCUGACCUAUCAGUUGUGCAAAGCUGUUCAGUGGUGUCAUGCCAGGAAUAUCAUUCACAGAGACAUAAAGCCAGAGAACCUCCUCAUCAGUAAAGCUGGUGUCCUGAAGCUGUGUGACUUUGGUUUUGCUCGUAACAUUGCUGGGGGAGCUGAUGACUUGUUCACAGAUUAUGUUGCUACAAGAUGGUACCGUUCUCCGGAGCUCCUCAUUGGUGCAUCAUACGGCAAAGCAGUGGACAUCUGGGCUAUUGGAUGUAUCAUGGGGGAACUAGCCGAUGGGCAAGCAUUGUUUCAAGGAGAGACAGAGAUUGACCAGCUCUUUGUCAUACAGAAGAUGCUGGGGCCACUUCCUGAUGACCAAAUGAAGACCUUCACCAAGAACCCCCGUUUCCAUGGACUGAAGUUUCCUGCCGUAAGGAAGCCCAAGUCGUUAGAGAAGCACUAUUAUGGAAUUCUUCCCAGCGUGGCCUUGGAUUUUAUGAAGGCUUGUCUGCAGCUUGAACCUUUAAACAGGGCCACUGGGGAUGACUGUGUCAACCAUGUGGUGUUUCAAACUGAGAGAGUUCUAGACCGCCAUCUUUGCCAGACGCCGAAAACCAACAGUGGCCACAGCUGUAGCAAACGCAGGAAGACAGAAAACAGCCAGAUCCAACAGAAUAGAGAUUCAGGUGUCACGCAGAAUGAAAAUGAGGCAAUGGACAUUGAACUAGAGAAGCAGACGGAGCAAGAGAAAACAGAAGUGGCCAUUGUUAGCCAGCAGCAAACAGAUGAAACAGGUGCUGUAUGUUUGACAUUUCAUCAGUGUGAUGUUGAGUUCGAAAAACUAACAAAGUCCUCCAUUAUUAAGGAGUCGGUGUUAAAUAUAAACUUUGUGACUAAAGAUUCAAAUCAAGAAGUCAGCGUGCCCAAAGACUUCAAGAGAAAAAGCACACCCCAGCCACCGAAACAUUGGAUGAAUAAUCAGGGUAAAUGUACGGAAGGGUUGCACAAUAAGGGGGAGAUAAAUGUUGGACUUCCUGUUUCAAGAGGAGAGAGUCGCACAAGUUAUUCCAAAUCUUAUAUAGAUCCUAUAAAACGAGAAUCAGAAAAUGUUCCUAGUGUUUCAAGCAGUGGAAUAGUUCUCGGAGACACUCUAAAGAAGCCACUAGGCGGAAACAUGGAUAAUAUCCAUGUUUCAACAUUUGCUGAUUUCCGUGUGGGGAGCAUUUUAGAUUUUGCAUCAGGUGCAGCAAAUCAACCAUCUGCUCCAUCCGUCAAAUCAUUCAGAAAGGUACAAGAGCGAAGUGUUGAUGACAGUAACGAGUUCAAUGAAGAAAAUAAUGAAAAUAUUGAAUGGGGGAACAAUGGCUCCAGGUUUCUGAAAUUAAAAGGAAAUGUUUCUUUCAGCGAUGAACAGAAUAAACAUCACGUUCCUUCACAGUUCAGCCAUCCUGAUCUGUCGGUUUCUUAUGACCUGAAAAGUGGAACCGGCAAGAUGGAAGGCAGCUACACACUCUCCAACCAAUCCAGUACGGAGACACAUCAUGUGAUCAGUCAGAAUAAUGGACAGAAUAACAACAGCGGCACUGUGAACUCGCUUUCUAUAACUAAAUUGAAUACUGGAGUUAACACGGACAGACGGAAG
This is a messenger RNA of Candidula unifasciata, 1794 nucleotides long. The record is from the annotation of a GenBank genome assembly. Lineage: Eukaryota; Metazoa; Mollusca; Gastropoda; Stylommatophora; Geomitridae.